Marchantia polymorpha subsp. ruderalis is the source of this 1758-nucleotide messenger RNA. NCBI's taxonomy places the organism in Eukaryota, Viridiplantae, Streptophyta, Marchantiopsida, Marchantiales, Marchantiaceae. The record is from the annotation of a GenBank genome assembly.
GAAUGUCGAAGCUCGGGCGUGUUUCGGGAGCUCGCACGAACCCAUCGACCAGAAGAUGCCAUUUCGCCAUCAUCGCUCACGCGGCGCCCAUGGCUCGCACGCUCCAUCGCUCGGCCAUCAUUCGGCCGUACGGAUGCCUCUCGCCUUCCGUAUGCAGAAAAUCGUUUAGACUUGAUUUCGGCGGCCCGAUCGUCCCACAUUCAGCGCAUGCAGCAGAAGCAGCAGCGAGCAGGGAUCGAAUUCAGUCCAGCCUCGGGCUUCUUGCAUGGGUUUCACGGUGCUCGCUAUGACUGCUGUCGCAGGUCUUCUCAUCCACAAGGCGACCGAUCUGUCGUGCUCCCUUUUUCCUUGAGAUUUGUUUGUGCGCUGUUUAGGGUUCACGAUUGCCAUCGUCCGUGAUGCGCUCGAGCAGGAGGACCUGAGCUCGAUCGACGAGGAUCCAGACGGACGCGCGCGAGUGAGCGAGAGCUGAACGUGCCGCCCCGACUAGCGGAAGUUGCAGCUGUUGUGCCCAACCCUUCUAUCCGAGUCAGGUUCGGUCGAAUCUUAUCGAGGUGAAUAAGUAAACGGGACGUCCUGCGUCAUGAAGAAGAGGGAAUUGCGCUCACUGGUUGCAGCUCGUGAAACGAAGUCCCCGAUGAAGACGAGGUUGAGCAGCGGGUCUCCCACCAGCGUUCUGCCGUCGCAACAGAGUGCAGGGCGGCGAAGAAACACGCCGAAGAAAUUAAUCCCGGAGAAUGGCGUGGACAGUGGUGCGAAGAAGUUGACAAAGACAACAGUAGAUUCUUACAAGAUCCCAGGCUCGCGCAAUGUGGUGAAGGUAGGUGACUGCGUGCUGAUCCGUGCUCCGCAGAGAGUAGAGAGUCCAUACGUUGCUAGGAUUGAGAAGAUUGAGCAGAUUCCAGCCAGCGAUAAAGUGAAGACCGUGGUGAAACUCCGCUGGUUCUACCAUCCCGAGGAAACCGUUUGUGGACGUAGGCCAUUUCACGGGGAGCAGGAGCUGUGCAAGUCUGAUCAUUUUGACUCACAGGAUGCAGAUUGCAUCCAAGGGAAGUGCAAGGUGUACACUUUCGAGGACUACUGUAUGCUGAAGGAAGUGGACAAGCAUGACUACUUCUGGAGGUUUGAAUACCAGGCGGCCUCGCAAACGCUCUCGCCAGACAGUGUGGAUGUCUACUGCAUAUGCGAAAUGCCAUAUAAUCCCGAUCACUUCAUGGUCCAGUGCGAGAUGUGCAGCGACUGGUUCCACCCGUCGUGUGUCAAGCUGAGCCAAGAGCAGGUGGCCACCAUGGAGGCAUAUGUGUGUCUACGAUGUUCUCGCUGAUUCCCGUUGGCAUGGGAGCUGGUGGUCCAAAUAGUUAUUUUGAGUCGUACCAUGUACAAGUCGACAUUUCUACUUGUACAUGCAAAAUCUUCCAGGCCUCUACUAGAAUUUUGGUGGAUAGUCUUUCUCGUCUUUAGAGUUCAGGAAGCAUCUAUGACGAGUCAAAGAUGCGUCAAGGCAAUUGGACCUUAGUUUGAUAAAUUGUCUUAGAAACUGAAUUGAGCUUAUCAUCGUGUCGGAUAAGCUUAUGAAUCGAACUUGCCAAUGAGUUCAGCACUGCUUGUUGGUCGUCUGCACAAGACAAUUUUUUUGGAUCGAUGCUUUUGCUUAUGGCGAGUAUGUAGAAAUUAUGCUUCUGAAAAUACCAUUGUCUUCAAUCAGAAGAAUUGAAGUUGUAUAGGACCAGCUUCACUUAUUUGAAUUGUCUAUUUUUC